Messenger RNA from Eriocheir sinensis (Chinese mitten crab), 2831 nucleotides. RefSeq lists its product as uncharacterized. NCBI's taxonomy places the organism in Eukaryota, Metazoa, Arthropoda, Malacostraca, Decapoda, Varunidae. The record is from RefSeq and is a predicted model, not a curated record. Bases 698 to 2593 code for a protein of 631 amino acids. The transcript has 4 exons.
CAUAACAUUCACAUGCCUUGAGCUCCUCCUUAUGGCUGGAGAAGUGAUUGAUGGUGUUCGUUAAUCAAACUGUGUUCUUGAUAUGUUGAACACUGAUCAAGCGGGUUCUAAUGCGUGUUUCUUUAGGUUCACGGUACAGAAGAAGGGUCAGACUACCACCAGGGUCAUAAAACUACUCCUGGAAAUGCCCACAACUCCUACGAAAGCCUUGUCAAAUAUGUGUUCUUGGGUGGCGAAAUGUCUCAAAAUACGACCCUGAAUGUCUCUCGAUAUAUUGAGAAGUGCGCUGAAAUAAGUAAUCUACACCCACGGAGCAGAACCGCGGCACACAUCAAAGGGCAUGACAACUCCAUAGUGGCGAUCUUCCAGACUUACUCCAGUGACAUUUCCGGUAAUUGCCAGUAUUUGAAACGGUGUAUAUAGUCACAGAGAAUAAUUGAGAGCACAGAAAGUCUAAAAUCCUACAAAUACUGAAUUGCUGGCUGGGUUAGUGAGUUGCUUGUAAAAGACAUUCAACGCGGGAAUGGUGCUACAAUCUACAUACCUAUGUAAACUUCAUAACAGGUAAGGCAGAGGUGUGUGGCCGCCGGCAGUCUGGGUGCAUCGGUAGGCCCGCACGGUAGCCAAGACGUCACGGUCCUCCUCACGGCGCUGACUGUCUACCUUGGAUCUGCUCCUCAUCUUGCAGGGAGCAGCCAUGCACCGGCGGGCAGGGCUGGUGCUGCUGCUGGCGGCGGUGGUGGCCGAGGCGCUCCACACAGACGCAGCCUCCCACGCGCGCGCACGGCGACACGACCUCUUUGGCAACCAUAACCAUAAUCACAACCACGACCACGACCACAACCAUGAUCACGACCAUACUUUCGACCAUAACCAUGACAGUGGAUCCCUCACGAAUAAGCCUGGCGUCGGCGGGAACCAGGGCGGCCAUAACACUGGCGGCUCGCUCACAAACAAACCUGGCGUCGGAGGCAACCAGGGCGGCUUCAACCCCGGCGGAUCCUUGACCAACAAACCUGGCGUCAGCGGGAGUCACAUCCAGCGGCGGUCACCCAGCCACGGACACGCCACCAGCUACCCAAGAGCCAAGAGGGAGGCCGAACCAGGAGGCGGCAGCAGAGGCGCGAGCGGGGCCUGGAGUGGCUCAUUCAGCGUCAGUGGCUCUAAGGGCUCCGGCUCAGGGUCCUCCAGUGGCUCCUUCAGUGGGUCCAAAGGGUCCGGCGGCUCAGGGUCCAUUAGUGGCUCUUUCAGUGGCUCCAAGGGGUCCAGCGGCUCAGGGUCCAUCAGUGGCUCCCUCGGUGGCUCUGGCUCUGGCUCUGUUAGCGGGUCGUUUGGUGGUGGUGGUGGUGGACUAGGAGGUGGUGGUGGACUAGGAGGUGGUGGUGGACUUGGUGGUGGUGGAGGUGGAGGACAUGGUGGUGGUGGUGGAGGGGGAAUAGGAGGUGGUGGAGGUGGAGGCAUUGGAGGUGGUGGAGGUGGAGGCAUUGGAGGUGGUGGAGGUGGUAGCCAUGGUGGUGGUGGAGGUAUUGGUGGAGGUGGAGGCCAUGGUGGUGGUGGUGGAGGGGGAAUAGGAGGUGGUGGAGGUGGAGGCAUUGGAGGUGGUGGAGGUGGUAGCCAUGGUGGUGGUGGAGGUAUUGGAGGUGGUGGAGGUGGAGGCAUUGGAGGUGGUGGAGGUGGUAGCUAUGGUGGUGGUGGAGGUAUUGGAGGUGGUGGAGGUGGUAGCCAUGGUGGUGGUGGAGGUAUUGGUGGAGGUGGAGGUGGUAGCCAUGGUGGUGGUGGUGGAAUUGGAGGUGGUCAUGGUGGUGGUGGAGGUAUUGGACAUGGUGGUGGUGGAGGAAUAGGUGGUGGUGGUGGUGGUAGUCAUGGUGGAGGUGGUGGAAUUGGAGGUGGUGGUGGUGGAGGAAUUGGUGGUGGUGGAGGUGGUAAUCAUGGUGGAGGUGGUGGAGGUGGAGGACAUGGUGGUGGUGGAGGUGGAGGAAUCGGUGGAGGUGGAGGUGGUAAUCAUGGUGGAAGUGGUGGUAUUGGAGGUGGUGGAGGUGGAGGACAUGGUAGUGGUGGAGGUGGUGGCUUCGGCGGAGGUGGAGGUGGUGGAUUCGGUGGAGGCGGCGGAUUCGGCGGUGGAUCAGGAGGUGGAGGAGGUUUCGGUGGGGGUAGUGGAUCAGGAAGUGGAGGAGGUUUCGGUGGAGGUAGUGGAUCAGGAGGUGGAGGAGGUUUCGGUGGAGGUAGUGGAUCAGGAGGUGGAGGAGGUUUCGGUGGGGGUAGUGGAUCAGGAAGUGGAGGAGGUUUCGGUGGGGGUAGUGGAUCAGGAAGUGGAGGAGGAGGAGGUGGAGGAGGUUUCGUUGGGAGCAUCGGAGGUGGUGGAGGAGGUUAUGGAACAGGAGGUGGAGGCAGUGGAGUAAGUGCUGGAGGAGGGUGCCUCACUAACAAGCCUGGAGCUGCCUGUGCCGGAGGGGGAGCGGUACAAGCUGGGGGGAGUGGGGGAGGAUACGGUGGGGGUGACGGGGGUGCGUGGGCCACAGGGGGCGCCUUCACCUCGGAUGGCUCUGGGGUGAAGGGCCUGAGGGUGGAUGUAAGGAGUGGAGGUGAUGCCUAGUUCUUACUCCACCUGUUUCAUUUUGUUUCGUUUUCUCCUUUUCUUUGAUUAGUGUCUCGUCUCAUGUUGCAUUAAAGUGUGUGUGUGUGUGUGUGUGUGUGUGUGUGUGUGUUUGUAAUGGUGUUUGUAAAAGUAUAAAAAUUUGUAUCCACUUUUGUAUUUUGUUUUCACGUUUGAGAUUCUCCAUGUUAAAGGUUUCCAUGUCGUUUGAUGUCAAUGAUAAAAGAGAAAAAUAUUA